Molecule: messenger RNA, 375 nt
Organism: Gracilinanus agilis (Agile Gracile Mouse Opossum)
Lineage: Eukaryota; Metazoa; Chordata; Mammalia; Didelphimorphia; Didelphidae
Product: dynein axonemal light chain 1-like
Exons: 1
Coding region: 1-375 (124 amino acids)
Cellular component (GO): cytoplasm
Molecular function (GO): protein kinase binding
Source: RefSeq, a predicted model, not a curated record
AUGGCAAAAGCAACAAUUAAAGAAGCCCUAGUCAGAUGGGAAGAAAAAUCAGGUCAGAAGCCAUCAGAAGCCAAAGAAGCAAAACUUUAUGCUCAGAUUCCCCCAGUAGAGAAGAUGGAUGCAUCCUUGUCCAUGCUUGUUAAUUGCAAGAAGCUUUCAUUGUCUACAAACUGCUUUGAAAAAAUUGCCAAUCUGAAUGACUUAAGAAACUUGGGGAUCUUGUCACUGGGAAGGAAUAACAUGAAGACCUUAAAUGGAUUGGAGGCUAUUGGGGACACGUUAGAGGAGCUGUGGAUAUAUUAUAAUUACAUUGAAAAGCUGAAAGGGAUCCAUGUUAUGAAACGACUGAUGAUCCUCUAUAUAUCUAAUAACUAG